Paramuricea clavata is the source of this 4439-nucleotide messenger RNA. NCBI's taxonomy places the organism in Eukaryota, Metazoa, Cnidaria, Anthozoa, Malacalcyonacea, Plexauridae. The record is from the annotation of a GenBank genome assembly.
AGAAACAACGCGAGUCAAGUCACCUACAACGAUCCAUGGUUUCACAGACAAACCCUCGCCCGUGGGUCGCGGAUCCCGGAGGUAGGUUGUGAAUAUCAAGCGUGGCUUCCGGUGCCAGUCCUGCGCAAAUCAGUCCUUCUACAAUGAUUUUUAAUUAAAAUAUUAUGCGCAAGGGUUAGCAGCACCUAGCCUGCGAACGGGCAUACUCUGGGUACGAGAUUGGGAAACCUCAUCCUUGAUUAUGACUUAUUUUUUAUUAUUUAAUGUACUAUAAUCGUCUAGUAUAGUAUAGUAUAGCCUUUUGGUUAUAACUGCAUUGUGAGCAUGCACCUACUUUCCUGUAAAAUUUACCUGCUGUUUUUUAACUGCUUUAUAAUAAUAAUUCAUUGAUGUAAUGUGGUACUUAAUAAAUAUCUUAUUUACUAACCAUUUUAAUAUACUAAUAUUUUAACAGAUCGACAUGGGACUCAUUGAUUUGCUUUCUUCAACUAAUAUACAGACUUAUUUUUACUAAUUAUUCAUAGUUAAUUAACCACUAAUUUACUAAUCAUUUAACAGAUCAGCAAAUCCUGACAUGGAAUUGAUUUUCUUCAAAUGAUUUUUUAUAGAAAUAAUGAUGAGGAAAAUGCAGAUUCCACAGAUUAUGAGUUGUUAGUACUAGGAAAUUUGUAUAAUUUUUAUUGGGUUCAAUUACGCUAGUUAUGCUAAUUAUGUUCAAUAACAAUAGCACUUAGAAUUAAGGGCGGAAUCGCAAGGGUGCAGGUUCCAUUGCUCAUGCCAGAGAGGCUAUAGUUGUAUUAUUCGCAACUGCCUCAGGUUAGAUCUAAUAAAUGUAUAAAAAUUCACACUCGGCCGAAAAUAACCCUGAUAUUUGUGAUGUUACUCUGAGUGUAUAUCCACACCGGGCGAGCUUGAAAAGUAUGCUCGGCCACGGUGGGAAUCAAACCUACGACCUUUGGAAUCGAACCUACGACCUAACAUCACAAAUUUCAUAUUCACCUGAGUACACAACACCAACACAGAAAAAAAUCAAAUAACCCUGAUAUUUACAUAUCUCUGUGCCAGAAGUCGCGCUGCACGUUGGAACUAAAAUCGCCUCGUUUUAACAUGUUUUUAUUAUUCCUAACGUGUUGUUAUGGACCGAUUUGAAAAAUAUAGUUCUCAUUCUUUUUCCUUCCGAAAUUAAUAUCAACCGAUUUACACUACACAACUUUUACCUAAAACUAUCGCAUGCAGCCUGCUUACAACUUGAGUUGUACUGUGUAACUCAAGUACACAGCUCGCCUUAACAUAGGCGAAUUGUGUGUUUGAUGUCAUAUUUCAAAUCGGACUAUGUCUAUGAGGACAGGGUGUUAGCCAGAAUUAAAAAAAUCCCCGUUUACUUGAAAUUGGGAAAUUUAUUUUAGCCUGAAGCCGGGCAUUUCUUUGUGGGUCUGGGGGCAUGCGGUUGCCCCCUCUCGACUGUGUCUUUGAAAUGGCAUUUCCCACAUUUUGGGAGUAAUUUUGAGCAAAUAUAGUUAUAAACAUGUUUUUAAUGGCGUGUUAACAACAUUGAAUUUCUAUAACUAUUUUUUGGCUGACCCAAAUUGGGAAAUUGCGACCUCAAGGUAAUUGGGAAAACUGCGUUUAACGCGGAAUUUUUGACUGUAGCUAACACCCUGGAGGACUGGACUGGAUUUCAGGUCCGUGCAAUUUGAUCAGUAUUAUCAUGUGAGCAAAAUAAAGCAAUACGGUUGGCUAAUUUACUCAUGAAUUAUUAAUGAGUUUGAGAUUUACACAGCACAGGGAUUGCAAGCGAAUGUUUUAGACAAAAGUUGUAGACAAAUAGGCCAUUAUCAAUCUUUAACUCUUGCUCUUUGUCUCAAAUAAGCCUGGUAAUGCAUAAAAUAUAAAAUAAUGAGAAAUUGUGAUAACUAGUUUUCGAAUCAGUCGAUUAACCACUUGCGUAAUAGACUAAAUUUUGAUCUCAACAAAGGGUUUGGGGCUGUCAAUUUCCCGUUUGUAAUCUAAAAUGACUGAAAAUUGCAAACUUCGCAAGGCUAUAUUGUCCGCAUUUUACAAUAUUUCGCAACGAAACUUUGGAAUAUUACCAAUCUUGUGAUGCUCUUUCAAGCUGUGAUGAAUUUUUUUUCUAGACUUGUUGAGAUCAAAAUUUAGUCUAUUACGCAAAUGGUCAAUUAACCCUGCUGAAACCCACCAAUUUAAGAUGAUAAUGGAAAAAAAAUCAUAUUAAGAUGAUAACUUAGUGAACAAUUUGAUUUCCUAAUUUCUUCCUAGGUUGACCUCUGGUUCUGCGAACAACGAGAAUUUAGCGCCGGAGGAUGACGAUUCAGGUAACCAUAGUAACUCCUUUCCCUAUAGCCCAGGCUCCCAGGGUCGCUCGCGGCCGGCUAUAACGCACAUGGUGAAAAGGCGCGAAGGUGUGCCUAUGCCGCUGCCCGAUGCAAGCGCUGACAAGUGGCUCAAGUAUCAUUAUAUUGAUGACGAAAGGAGGAAAAAAGGUGAUCUUGUAUUGUCCGUGUUGAUAGCGUUCGUGUUGAUGUGUUCGUGUUGAUAGUGUUCGUGUUAUAGCGUCCCUGUUCGUGAUUAGCAUGUCCGUGUUAGUGGUUUUCAUGUUUAUGUUGAUGAUUUUCGUGUUCGUGCUGACAAUGUAUACACUCGUGCUUGUAUGGUUUAAGCUUGUCUUGAAAGUGUUCAGUCCGUGUUGAUAUGUUUUCGCGUUCGUGCUGACUGAUGGUGUUUGCGUGCUUAAUAGCAUUCGUGUUGAUGGAAACGGUUUUGGUGUAAAGCCUGAGCUGUGUAUGUUAGUGUGAUAAAAUUAACAGGACCCAGGUCAUGAUAGGCAAACCAGAGCAACGCAACCGAAGCUAGCACCAGUCUCACUGUUGCAUUCAUUGCGGACAUUGCGAAAUAUGGAUUGAGAAGUUUGGCUGCCAAAGUCUAAGAAAGAAUUGGAAGGAGGUGGCCGUCUUCGCUCCGUCCGAUACUGACUAACGUUUGACACCUCAUUUAGUGUCAGAGUAACCAUAGAAAAGAUUUUUUUACCAUACCAUACCAUACUGUAUUUUAUCACCUUACUGUACCAUACCAUACCAUACUGUAUUUUAUCACCUUACUGUACCAUACCAUACCAUACUGUAUUUUAUCACCUUACCAUAACAUACCAGACUAACAUUUGAUUCCUUAUCUAGCGGCAGAGCAACCUUACAGAAGAUAUUCUUAUCACGGCUCUGUCUUACGGGAUGACGAACUAAAACCAGCUGACGCCCCAGAACGUCCAGUGAGUAACUUAUCUUUAUAAACUGAAUGCAAUUUGGAAUACUUGCAUCUGUGGUACAUAACGUAACAUUUCUUCAUUCAUUUACAGCGUAUGCAAGCGGGAAGUGGCUGGUACAAGGAAUUGUUUAAGGAAAUGCACACCGGAGCUGGAAGUGAGUAUUGAUUUAUAACUAACUACAUUUAUACUGGAUAGCUCUUUCAGUUCUAAACUGUUCUCCCUAGAGGUCCAGUAAGGAUCAUCUCUUAUUGAUCCAGUGUUACUACAGGAGGAAACUUAAACGAAACUAACUUUAUUUAUACUGGAUAGCUCUACCAGUUCUAAACUGUUCUCCCUUGAAGUCCAGUAAGGAUCAUCUCUUAUUGAUCCAGUGUUACUACAGGAGGAAACCUAAACUAAACUAACUUUAUUUAUACUGGAUAGUUCUAUCAGUUCUAAACUGUUCUUCCUAGAGGUCCAGUAAGAAUCAUCUCUUAUUGAUCCAGUGUUACUACAGGAGGAAACCUAAACUAAACUAACUUUAUUUAUACUGGAUAGCUUUAUCAGUUCUAAACUGUUCUUCCUAGAGGUCCAGUAAGGUUCAUCUCUUAUUGAUCCAGUGUUACUACAGGAGGAAACCUAAACUAAACUAACUUUAUUUAUACUGGAUAGCUCUAUCAGUUAUAAACUGUUCUUCCUAGAGGUCCAGUAAGGACCAUCUCUUAUUGAUCCAGUGUUACUACAGGAGGAAACCUAAACUAAACUAACUUUAUUUAUACUGGAUAACUCUAUCAGUUCUGAACUGUUUCGACCGAGGCGAAAUUAGGUAUCAGAGGUGAAUCCAAUAACCAACACGAAAAGUAACCCACCUUGUUUUAUAGAUUCCACUGGCCUAUCCUCGUUGCUCGCGGGCGAUGUGUCGCCUCCUGCGAAGAACGACGCCCGCGGUCUGUUCAAAAGUUACCGUGACCGCUCGACCUCGGCCCAGGAAGCUGGACUACGCUCGACCAAAACACAGGAAACCCAUGCUGAUCCUAUAAGCUCUGGUCGAUUCUCACGUCCUCAGGCGAAUAUAGAAAGUAACCAGUCGAAUAGACAUUCAAUGACGUCAUUCCCGCCUUCCACUGCCGGAGUAAAAAUGAGGUAAUGAAUAUUAGUUGAGCGCAAUGGAGUGAAUGGACCU